AUGUCUGAGUUUGAGCAGCUACAAGACGAAGAGAUUGAGGCUUUGACGGCUGUGUAUCCCGAUAUACUAACGUACAGCCCUACUCCUGCCGGGAAAGAAAUCAAACUAGACAUCUCGAUCGAACUUGAACAUGAACGAAAAUUCGAACUCGUAUCGAGCGUUGCAACGGAUACGUCGUCCCCGGGAGCAGGUCCAAGCCACGCACCCGCCGCUCAUUCGCCCGAUUCGACCAUCGAGACGACACUGACGCAUCUCCCUCCGCUUCUGAUUACGGCCGUCCUCCCACCGAGUUAUCCACGCACGAAACCCGUUAUUCAGAAUAUCUCAGCAAGACACGCAUGGCUCUCCCCUGCCCUCGUACGAAAACUCGCGAUUCGGCUGGGCGAGAUGUGGACUCGAGAGGAGGGGGAAGGAGGUAUACUGUGGCAAUGGGUCGAAGACGUUCGGUCCGGGGCGUUUCUCGAAUCCACACGGGAUCUCGCGCACCCGUCUCCGAAAAUACUGCUUUCGCACCUCAUCACGCACCAAGCGACGGCGAAGCAGGCUCGGUUUUCGGCGCAGGCGUAUACGUGCGGGAUCUGUCUCUCGACGCAGCGCGGGUCAAAGUGUAUCCAGCUCGACUGUCCCAACGCACAUGUGUUUUGUUUAGGGUGUUUGAAGGAGUUUUGGGGGAUGUGUGUGUCGGAAGGUGAUGUGACCAAGGUCGCUUGUCCGGGAGUCGAGUGCGUCAAGGCCAAGAGUGAUGUGGGGGACGUUGGAGAGGAUGUUGUUCGUCGAGUGUUGACCGAUGAACAAGUUGCGAGGUGGAAGUGGCUGAGGAUCAAGCAUGCUGCUGAAAAAGACCCUCAUUCUGUGCCCUGUCCGGUACGGAUGUGUCAAGCGCCGGUCCCGCGACCGCAGGCGGCGGUCAAUGACGAGACCGGGUGGUCCCGGCUCCGAACAUGCGAUGCGUGCGGGUUUGCGUUUUGCGUAGCUUGCAAGAGGACAUGGCACGGACCGGUUUCGCGCUGCGCGAUUACUCAGACGCGAGAGUUUGUGGAGGCGUACGUAUCGUUACCCGAGGGAGAUCCUCGACGACGGGCGCUGGAGGGGCAGUACGGGCGCAAGGUGCUGGAAAGAAUGGCGCAGGAGUAUCGAGACGAGAAGGAAAAUGAGGCGUGGUUAAAGGAACGGACGACGGCGUGUCCGCGGUGCGAGACUCGGGUGGAAAAGAGUGAAGGAUGCAAUCAUAUGACGUGUGCUCGGUGCUCGGUGCACUUUUGUUUUCGGUGCGGAGCGAAACUGCAGGCCGAGUCGCCGUACACGCAUUUCUCGGUGCCGGGGAGCUGCUACGGCAAGCUGUUUGACGUUGAUGCGUCAAGUUGGGACCCGAACGAGGGGGAUCUGCUGAGAUUUGCGGUAGAAUAA
This is a messenger RNA of Rhizoctonia solani, 1407 nucleotides long. RefSeq names its product E3 ubiquitin-protein ligase RNF14. The transcript has 7 exons. Bases 1 to 1407 code for a protein of 468 amino acids. Gene Ontology annotation, molecular function: ubiquitin protein ligase activity; zinc ion binding; ubiquitin conjugating enzyme binding. Gene Ontology annotation, cellular component: ubiquitin ligase complex; cytoplasm. The record is from RefSeq and is a predicted model, not a curated record. Gene Ontology annotation, biological process: positive regulation of proteasomal ubiquitin-dependent protein catabolic process; ubiquitin-dependent protein catabolic process; protein polyubiquitination. NCBI's taxonomy places the organism in Eukaryota, Fungi, Basidiomycota, Agaricomycetes, Cantharellales, Ceratobasidiaceae.